ACGUCAGAAAGGUCGUGGGUGAGAGGUUGAUCGGGACACAUCUUGUUGUCUUUGUAAGAGUGGAGCUCGAUCACGCAGCCGUGUCUUCCCUCUUCCCCGAAUCCUCUCAAAACUCCCCCCGAACCUCCCGAACCUUCCCCUCUCACCCUCCGGACCCUCGGACCCUCUCCCCAUCCCGGAGCGCGCGCGUCAGGUUUCUCAUCCUUGACCAAAGACCCCGAGCUCGCCUCACUGAUCAUCAUGGACUCUGGUGUGAUUGAAGGAGGACUCAACGUCACGCUCACCAUCAGACUGCUCAUGCACGGCAAAGAAGUGGGCAGCAUCAUCGGGAAGAAAGGUGAAUCGGUGAAGAAGAUGCGAGAGGAGAGCGGUGCGCGGAUCAACAUAUCUGAGGGGAACUGUCCCGAACGCAUUAUCACGCUCGCUGGCCCCACCACCGCCAUCUUCAAGGCCUUCUCCAUGAUCAUCGAGAAGCUGGAGGAGGACAUCAGCAGCUCCAUGUCCAACAGCACGGCCACCUCCAAGCCCCCGGUGACGCUGCGGAUCGUGGUGCCGGCCAGCCAGUGCGGCUCGCUCAUCGGCAAGGGCGGCUGCAAGAUCAAGGAGAUCAGGGAGUCGACAGGAGCUCAGGUACAGGUGGCUGGAGACAUGCUGCCUAACUCCACCGAGAGAGCCAUCACCAUCGCCGGCACCCCGCUGUCCAUCAUCGAGUGUGUCAAGCAGAUCUGUGUGGUCAUGCUGGAGUCGCCUCCCAAAGGCGUGACCAUCCCGUACCGACCCAAACCCUCAGGAUCGCCUGUCAUCUUUGCAGGAGGACAGGCAUACGCGGUGCAGGGACAACAUGCCAUUCCUCAGCCUGAUCUCACCAAACUCCACCAGUUGGCCAUGCAGCAGAGCCCGUUCCCUCUGGCCCCCAGCAGCCAGGGCUUCACAGCUGGUAUGGACGCGUCUGCGCAGACAGGCUCUCACGAACUGACCAUUCCAAACGAUUUGAUUGGCUGCAUCAUCGGCCGCCAAGGUGCCAAGAUCAACGAGAUCCGCCAGAUGUCCGGGGCACAGAUCAAGAUCGCCAACCCGGUGGAGGGCUCGACGGACCGUCAGGUGACCAUCACCGGCUCGCCCGCCAGCAUCAGCCUGGCCGAGUACCUGAUCAACGCACGACUCUCGUCCGAGGCGACAGGGAUGGCUGCGAACUGAUGCUCUCUCUCUCUCUCUCUCUCUCUCUCUCUCUCUCUCUCUCUCUCUCUCUCUCUCU
Rhinichthys klamathensis goyatoka is the source of this 1255-nucleotide messenger RNA. It is a transcript of the gene pcbp2, whose product is annotated as poly(rC) binding protein 2. Gene Ontology annotation, molecular function: single-stranded DNA binding; mRNA binding. The record is from RefSeq and is a predicted model, not a curated record. Gene Ontology annotation, cellular component: nucleoplasm; cytoplasm; nucleus. Lineage: Eukaryota; Metazoa; Chordata; Actinopteri; Cypriniformes; Leuciscidae. Gene Ontology annotation, biological process: regulation of gene expression; regulation of RNA metabolic process. The coding region runs from base 241 to 1197 and encodes 318 amino acids. The transcript is spliced from 12 exons.